AUGGACGGCGCCGCCGCCAAAUGGAAAUACACCACCACCGCCGCGGAAAUCGCCCCAAACUGCCCCCGCUGCACCUCCGCCAACACAAAAUUCUGCUACUACAACAACUACAGCCUCUCCCAGCCCCGCUACUUCUGCAAGGCCUGCCGCCGCUACUGGACCAAAGGCGGCUCCCUCCGCAACGUCCCCGUCCGCGGCGGCUGCGGCAAAUCCCGCCGCGCACGAGCCGCCGCCACCACCCGCCACUCCUCCACCUCCUCCCCCUCCCCCGCCCCCGCCGGAGCCUGCAUUGACAUGGCCGCCGUCUUCGCCAAUUACGUCAGCAGCGCCGGCGGCGACGAGUCGUCGUCGGAAAAUGCUCCGGCGAGCGCGUUUGGGGAGGCUACGGCGGCUUUUGAGUAUCAGACGCCGCUGGGAUUGGUUGGAGAUGAUCAGAUGCAGCAGCAGGGGAUGAUGACGCAGAUGUCCAUGUGUCAGGAUGUGAGUGGCCAGCAGUUUUUGUUUGAGAUCGGGGAGGAUAUGUUGUGGGAGGAAGGUACAACUCUGCCGAGCUUAGCGUACCCGGCGGUGCAGGUGAAAGACUGUGGGGUGUUCGCACCGGAUAAUUGGAGUUCUUUUGAUCUCUCUGCCUAUGAAUUUUGA
Molecule: messenger RNA, 642 nt
Organism: Salvia splendens (bonfire salvia)
Lineage: Eukaryota; Viridiplantae; Streptophyta; Magnoliopsida; Lamiales; Lamiaceae
Product: dof zinc finger protein DOF3.5
Exons: 1
Coding region: 1-642 (213 amino acids)
Biological process (GO): regulation of DNA-templated transcription
Molecular function (GO): DNA-binding transcription factor activity; DNA binding
Source: RefSeq, a predicted model, not a curated record